AUGAGUAUCCAAAUGCAAGGCGCCUUUGACGCAAUAUCGUUGCCUAUCACUGCGAUGGCUUGCACAUUUAUAUUCAUUCUUUACUACGUCACCACUGCGGUGACAGCCUGGUAUCGAUUACGGCACUUCCGAGGACCAUUCCUGGCAUCAUUCUCAUACCUAUGGCUCUUCCGUGCGGCUGUGUCAGAACAGGCAUACAAAGUCCAUCUCGCAACGAGAAAGCACUACGGCACUGGCCUGGUGCGUAUUGGACCCGACAUUCUCAUCACUGACGAUCCGCAAGUUCUCCAGCAGAUCAAUGGUGUCCGUGGAGGUUACAAGAAGGCAGACUGGUAUGGGGUGAUGAGAUUGGAUCCUUUCGUCCAUAGUAUGAUUAGUACACGAGAUGUCGCCUUCCACGAUGAUGAGAAAUCACGCGCAGCAGCUGCGUACUCGGGACGAGACGUUCCUUCCAUGGAGCACGAUCUUGAUGGUCAAAUCGAGAAUCUCAAGAGUUUGCUACGCAGGAAAUACGUGUCAACUCCUCAGCAGAAUCGGCCCGUGGACUGGGGUCUCCUGGCACAGUACUUCACGGUCGAUUCACUAACCACUAUGGCAUACGGUGAAGCGUUCGGGGGCCUGGCGACUGACACUGACGUUCAUGGUUACAUGAGAAGUGUGGAGGAGAACGGAAUUGCCUUUGCCCUAUGUUCCGAUGUGCCUUGGAUGGGUAAGAUCGCCCUCACGGAAUUUGUCAUGAAGCUGGUUGGACCCAAAAAGACAGAUAAAAGAGGCAUGGGCCUCAUCAUGGCUCUGGGAGAAAGAGUUGUUGGACAACGAUUCACUCCCAACGCAAAAGACCGUCCGGAUAUGUUGGGAUCAUUCAUCCGGCGUGGCAUGUCGCAAACCCAAUGUGUGGCAGAGAUAUUGACCGCACUGAUAGCCGGGUCCGACACCACCGCAAACUCGAUUCGCAUGGGUCUUCUCCUCCUCGCAGCCACGCCACGUGUAUACACACGUCUUCAGAGGGAGAUCGACGAAGGAAUCAUGAAUGGUACCAUCUCCUCUCCGAUCAAGGUUGCUGAAGCCAAAGCUUUGCCAUACCUCCAAGCAUUCAUCUGGGAGAGCUUACGAUUCUCCCCACCUGUGGCUCUUCUUUUCCCCAAGGUUGUGCCACCGGAAGGAGACACGAUAGAUGGCAAAUUUGUCCCAGGGGGCACGAAAAUCGCGUUCGACUCGUGGUCCUUUGGCCGGCGUACUGACAUCUAUGGUGAUGAUGCUGGAGUCUUCCGUCCGGAGCGAUUCCUCGAUGUCUCUGGGGAGAGGAGGCUUGAGAUGGAAAAGAUUACUGAGCUUUUGUUCGGGUUCGGACGCUAUAUGUGCGCAGGUAAGGUGUUUGCCUUCAUGGAAUUGAACAAGAUAUUCGUCGAGGUAAGGAAAUCCAAUAUUUCUCCCUUCCUCAAAGUGGUAGACACUGAUCAGCGGCAGCUCCUUCGAGAUUUUGACUUCCAAGUUCUUAACCUCGAAAAACCUUAUGCGAUGUCACAACGUGCAAUGUUCGUUAUUCGGGACAUGUGGAUGAGAGUCACGGAAAGAGAAUGUCGUGGGACAAGCAGUUGUUAA
Molecule: messenger RNA, 1602 nt
Organism: Exophiala bonariae
Lineage: Eukaryota; Fungi; Ascomycota; Eurotiomycetes; Chaetothyriales; Herpotrichiellaceae
Exons: 3
Coding region: 1-1602 (533 amino acids)
Molecular function (GO): heme binding; iron ion binding; monooxygenase activity
Source: RefSeq, a predicted model, not a curated record